UACCAUGAUGUUGCUGUCAACGUGUCAUAUAGUAAAAUGCUGAGUUCUAUGAGAACAUCUCGUAAAAAAAGAGUAUUCCCGGACUUUCAUUCAUACUCAGAAUUCCGUGACCUUUUAUAUUCAGAAGAUUGGCAACAACUACGGUGGUAUGAUGGUACUUCAACGGUCGAAGUCACUGUCCACAAUUCAGGUGAAGAAAACGAAUCUUUAGUAUAUUCCUCGACAAUGGAAACAUGCAAUACUUUGCCUGCUGAAGAACUACUAGUAGUAACUUCAAUUUUAGAAAAAAAGGCUUUUUUAUGCUUCUUCGCAUUAAUAAAAACGAAAGACAAUAACUGUUACCGGGAAAUAAUAAAUCAGUUAGUUACUAUUUUACCAACGCCAACAAGAAUAUUUGGUAAUUUCAAUGCUGAACUGCAUCAUCAUCUGGAGACCGUAUAUCCUAAUGCUGAAAUAAAAGGAAGCUUUUACAGCUAUUGCAAUAUCUUAUUUCAAUCGGUGACUGAUUUUGGAGUCUUCCAAAAUGAAGAUAACGAAAUCUUUGUAAGAAAACUGAUGGCUUUAGCUUUAUUGCCGGACAAUAAAAUGAACAUAGUUUACACAGCCAUUAAAAGUGCAAUCCCUGAUAACCAGAAAAAUAUUUAUCAAAAUUUUUUACUCAAUUUUGAAGAGAAGUGGUUGCGAAAUGUUGGCCCCCACCGAAUUUCAUGUUUCAAAAAUAUGCUUCAACUCAGUACCGUCCCUAGAGCUACUGCUAAUGUUUUGAUGAAUUCCAAAAUAAACAAUCAACCGGUCUGGACUAUGUUGGAGUUUAUUGGAACUAUUUUCUAUAAAAAUGAAAUUAAUAUUAAAAGCUUGCGUGAUGGUAAAAGAGCAAGUCGUAAGACGUGUUUACAAUUAGAUUAUCUAAUUUCAAAGAAUGUUAUGGAUCGAAUUGUGAAAAAUUUAAAAGGGCGACACCCGAAUUACGCGGUUUUCCUGGCUAGCGCAAGCUUCCAGCUUAAGGAUUCUUUCCAAACAUUUCGGCAUAAUUACGAGAAAAGAGUUAUUCAAAGUGACAAUUUAUUGCCGCUUAUUGGUGAUAAUCUGCCAGAUGAUAAUGUGAACGUGAUAACUUUAACUGCGCAAGAAUUAUUUUUGGAAAUCAAUCCAGAUUCAGCGCCAACUCGAAAUCAGUUAAAUAAUGAUCACGCAGCUGAACAUUUGUUAUUAAAUGCUGAACCAUUAAACAAUGAUUUUGAUAUUGGAGAUCAAGAUGCUGCUCACGAGGAAAUUCCAGAUGAUCCAUGGAAUGCCAUUGAAUUACCGUUAAUUGCCGAAGAUAUGGUUCAAGAGAUGGUGGAACCAGAAGAAACUUUUGAGGAUUUUGAGAUGCUUCUUGAGGAGUACGAGGAAGAUUUGGAUCAGUUAACAAAAAAUAACGCUGCUGUACCGCAAACAAAUGAGGUAGUCAGUAACAGCGUACUCAACAUCGAGGCUGCUGCAGACGAGUCAUUUAUUCUCGAAAGUGAAGUUCUUGGGAUAAUCAAUCCAAUUCUGAUGGAUGAUCAGAAUUGCGUAGAGUGUAAAAUUAAAACGGCAGAGUGUGUUAUGCUUCCAUGCCUUCAUUUUAAUUUAUGUUAUUCAUGUUCAUCACAAAAAGUUCAGCAGCUAUAA
Messenger RNA from Cotesia congregata, 1656 nucleotides. The record is from the annotation of a GenBank genome assembly. NCBI's taxonomy places the organism in Eukaryota, Metazoa, Arthropoda, Insecta, Hymenoptera, Braconidae.